Messenger RNA from Fraxinus pennsylvanica, 780 nucleotides. The record is from the annotation of a GenBank genome assembly. NCBI's taxonomy places the organism in Eukaryota, Viridiplantae, Streptophyta, Magnoliopsida, Lamiales, Oleaceae.
AUGGCAUCAUCUGAGUUAGGCUCGAGUGGGCUGAAAAGGAAGAUACUUAGGGCAUGUUUGGCAUCACUUGGGGUGGUUCUCUUGUUGUGCCUCAUAUUCAUCUCAUUUACAUGGAAGAAGAAGAAGAAUAGAGAAAAACAGCAACAAGUGCAGCAACAACAACAGCUAACUAGAGAAGGAUCACUAGGAAGCAGAUCAAGACAAUUCUACACAGUAGAAAAUGACAAUGUAGAUCUUGAUCUACCAUUGUUUGAUGUAAACACAAUAUUAAAUGCUACCAAUUACUUUUCACCUGGCAACAAGAUUGGAGAAGGUGGAUUUGGACCAGUCUACAAGGGUGUACUCAAAGAGGGGAAAGAAAUUGCUGUGAAGAGGCUAUCAAACUUUGGCGUUCUCGUUCUAGAAACCAUAAGUGGACAAAAGAACAGAGGAUUUAUUCAUCUAGACCACCAUCACAAUUUGCUUGGACAUGCAUGGAUUCUACACAACGAAGGACGCUCCCUAGAAUUAAUUGACUCACAGUUAGCUCAAUCAUGUUACUUAUCUGAAGUACUUCGAUCAAUGCACAUUGCACUAUUAUGUGUACAGAGAAAUCCCGAAGAUCGGCCAAGUAUGUCGAAUGUUGUACUAAUGUUGUCAAGUGAAGGGGCAUUGCCUAAGCCUAAAGAGCCCGGUUUUUUCACAGAAAGAAAUCUAUUUCACGAAGCUGAAACUUCAUCAAGUAAGCCUAUAGUAAGUUCUGGCAAUGAAUUGAGCUUCACGGUAAUGGAAGGCCGAUAA